AUGGCGGCGGCGGCGGCGGCGGGUCCUCUAGGCUGGUUGCUCGCCGCGCUGUGCCUGGGCAACGCCGCCGUAGAGGCGGCGUCGGGCCCGCGAGUGUUGGGCGUCUGUCUGGAGGAGGACGGAGCCGCGGACGUGGGGUGGGAGCGCGGAGAAGAGGUGCGGACUGCACGGGAGGCUACCUUCCGCCUACGCCUCUUCGGCUCCGGCUUGGCCAACAGCUCCUGGUCCUGGGUGGCCCCCGAGGGGGCGGGCUGCCCCGAGGGCGGGCCGGCCGCGGCGCCCGAGGAGGCGGUGGCCCCCACGGGCGAGUGGCACGCAUUGCUGCGCCUGCGCGCCGAGGCCGCGCGCCCGCACUCGGCGCUGCUGGCGGUGCGCGGGGAGCGGGACGCGUCGGCGGUCGAGGAGGCGGUGGCCCCUGCGGGCGAGUGGAGCGCGCUGCUGCGCCUGCGCGCCGAGGCCGUGCGCCCGCAUUCCGCGCUGCUGGCGGUGCGCGUGGAGCCAGGCGGCGCGGCAGCCGAGGAGGCGGCGCCGCCCUGGGCUCUGGGCCUGGGGGUGGCGGGGCUGCUGGCGCUGGCGGCGCUGGCGCGGGGCCUGCAGCUGAGCGCGCUGGCGCUGGCGCCGGCCGAGGUGCAGGUGCUCCGCGAGAGCGGCUCGGAGGCCGAGCGUGCGGCGGCGCGGCGCCUGGAGCCCGCGCGGCGCUGGGCCGGCUGCGCCCUGGGCGCGCUGUUGCUACUGGCCAGUCUGGCGCAGGCGGCGCUGGCGGUACUAUUGUACCGCGCGGCCGGCCAGCGCGCCGUGCCCGCCGUGCUGGGCAGCGCAGGGCUCGUGUUCCUGGUGGGCGAGGUGGUGCCGGCUGCCGUGAGCGGACGCUGGACGUUGGCGCUGGCGCCGCGCGCGCUGCUCCUCAGCCGCCUCGCGGUGCUGCUGACACUGCCCGUGGCGCUGCCCGUGGGCCAGUUGCUGGAGCUGGCGGCGCGGCCCGGGCGGCUGCGGGAGCGCGUGCUGGAGCUGGCCCGCGGCGGCGGCGACCCCUACAGCGAUCUCAGCAAGGGCGUGCUGCGCUGCCGGACCGUGGAGGACGUGCUCACGCCGCUCGAGGACUGCUUCAUGCUGGACGCCAGCGCCGUGCUGGACUUCGGCGUCCUGGCCAGCAUCAUGCAGAGCGGCCACACGCGCAUUCCAGUGUACGAGGAGGAGCGCUCCAACAUCGUGGACAUGCUCUAUCUCAAGGACUUGGCCUUCGUAGAUCCCGAAGACUGCACGCCGCUCAGCACCAUCACCCGCUUCUACAACCAUCCGCUCCACUUCGUCUUCAACGACACCAAGCUGGACGCUGUCCUGGAGGAGUUCAAACGAGGGAAGUCCCACCUGGCCAUCGUGCAGAAGGUGAACAACGAGGGUGAAGGUGACCCCUUCUACGAGGUGCUGGGCCUGGUCACCCUGGAGGACGUCAUUGAGGAGAUCAUCAAGUCUGAGAUCCUGGACGAAUCUGAGGACUACCGAGACGCUGCCGUGAGGAAGAAGCCCGCUCCUCUGAGUGCCCCUCUCAAGCGGAAAGAGGACUUCUCCCUGUUCAAGGUGUCUGAUGAUGAAUAUAAAGUGAAGAUCUCGCCUCAGCUGCUCUUGGCCACCCAGCAAUUCCUGUCCCAAGAGGUGGAUGUGUUCAGCCCCUUGCGGAUCUCCGAGAAGGUCCUGCUGCACCUGCUGAAGCAUCCCAGCGUCAACCAGGAAGUGAGGUUUGAUGAGAGCAACCGUCUAGCUGCUCACCAUUACCUGUACCAGCGCAGCCAGCCAGUGGACUACUUCAUUCUCAUCCUGCAGGGCAGGGUUGAGGUGGAGAUCGGGAAAGAGGGCCUGAAGUUCGAGAAUGGGGCCUUCACCUACUAUGGAGUGUCUGCCCUGACAGCACCAUCCUCGGUUCACCAGUCCCCGGUGUCCUCGCUCCAGUCCCUCCGCCACGACCUGCAGCCCGAGCCAGUCGAUGGUGCCCGCUUGUCUGCGUACUGUCCUGACUACACCGUGAGGGCCCUCUCCGACCUGCAGCUCAUUAAGGUCACAAGGCUGCAGUACCUCAAUGCACUCCUGGCUACUCGAGCCCAGAGCCUGCCACAGUCCCCGGAGAACGCAGACCUCCAGGUCAUCCCAGGCAGCCAGACCAGGCUCCUUGGGGACAAGACAGCCACAGCAGCAGGGCCGCACCACAGCAGACCCGGCCUCCCAGCAGAGGAGAGCCCUGGGCGGAACCCAGGGGUUUAACUGCUUGCCAGGCAGCCCCAGGUCUGGGGAAUGGACAAGCACGUGGGGAACUGGAGAGCCGAGGAGUAGCUUCCUGUCAGCCUGUCCCCAUCCCCUCCAGGCCACGUUUUAGAUGGCCCUUAUAGAUGUGGGUCCUGGGCUGUCCUCAGAACCAGACUUCAGUGCCGGGAGCCUUCAGCAGUCCUGCCCUCCUUUAGGAAAUGGGGGUCAGUUGGGGCACAGCCCUCCAGGCCUGCUUCUGAAUGGGAAUGAAAAGGACACCAUCCUCUCUGGUCCCCAGGACCCAGCCUUCUCCCCGUGACAGUGCAGUGUAUUUAUACCUCUUUGGGCCAAGCCAUGAUGUGAGUGCACGAUUAUUGCCUUUAUGUGGCUGUGACCUGUACUCACUUUGCUUUUAAUUUGCCAGCCUUCUGCUGCUGGCAGCACUUUCCGAGCAAACCAGGGGCACUAGGUUGGGCUGGGGGUUCACAUCCUUGGCCACAGUCAACUAUUUGGCUUCCCUUACAAUGCCAUGUUUCCAAGCACGCGCCCCAGCCUGUCCCACGUGCCAAACCUUGAAGCUCAGUGACCCACCAGUAUGUCCCACUGUCCUGCUCCCUCCCGUGGAGGUUGCUUCUCUGAGCUCUGCGCUCAGAGCCCCAAGCAAACAAGCUGGCCCCCAGUGGCACUGAGGAGGCCUGCUCCUUCUGCUUCUCUGCCUGUCUUACUUAGUUGCCACUAACAGUAUUGUCACUUUCUGUGUUUGAAGAAGAGAGGUCACACGUGGGAGGACAGGGUGUGCUGUCCCUAACCCUCUCUCAAUUGCUGGAUCCCGGGGAGUGUAGCCAACCGUUAGGCCUACUUUGUACCUCCUUCCUGGGCCUCCAUGGAGAGCUGGGUGGCUGCCAUCUGCAUGGAGAGCAGCAAGGAGGAGAAGGGUUGGUUGUGGAGCAGGUAGAGCCUCAUCCCCUUUCUUUAAAACAAUACAAAACAAAAACUCUCAUCGGUUUUUCUUGUAUCUGUAACAUUUCAGCUCUUUGCUUUUUUUUGCUGUUCUUAGCUACAGGGUUUUAGAGGAUUGGGAACAAGAAGGCAUUUAUGUUUUCUUUCUGGUUUACCCAUUCUUACCUCCUGCAGUUCUUCAACUGUGUAGAAACUGGGGCGUCACAGAGACCUAGCGUUGCAGAUUGGAUAGGAGGGAGGAGGACUUCUAGAGGCUUCUCAGAGGAAUUCAGGUCCCUUAUCUGGGACCAGUGGGAAUGAAGGCCAAAGAACAAUGGCAUGCUCGCUUAGAAACUUCUCAAGGAAUUCUAAGAGCAAACCCAGGUGGGAAACAUAUUUUACGAUCAUCUCUCUCUAGAACAGUGGUUCUUAACUGUAGCUGCAUGUUAGAAUCACCUGGCAAAUUGAAAAAUACUGAUACCUGAUAUCUGGGGCUCCCUCUUUGAGGGAGCCUGAUUUGGUUAAUCUGAGGAUCAGGAUUUUAUUUUUUCAAACAAUUUUAAUUAAAACAAACAAACA
Molecule: messenger RNA, 3756 nt
Organism: Enhydra lutris kenyoni (northern sea otter)
Lineage: Eukaryota; Metazoa; Chordata; Mammalia; Carnivora; Mustelidae
Product: cyclin and CBS domain divalent metal cation transport mediator 3
Exons: 8
Coding region: 1-2256 (751 amino acids)
Biological process (GO): transport; magnesium ion homeostasis
Cellular component (GO): plasma membrane
Molecular function (GO): transmembrane transporter activity
Source: RefSeq, a predicted model, not a curated record